GGGAAGCGCGAGCGAGCGAACGGCUCAGUCCCCGGGCGGCGGCGGCGGUGGCGGCGGCGGCGGCGGCCGGGGCGGGGGCGCUGCUGCUGCUGCGGGGGGCCGGCGGCGGAGGCGGCGGCAGUGACGGCCCGCACCAGCCAUGCCGAAUAAAAACAAGAAGGAGAAAGAGUUACCAAAAGCAGGAAAAAGUGGGAAAAGUUCAAAAGAAGGACAAGACGGAAUAGAACCAGAGACUCCCAGCAGGAAGAGCAGCCUCAUCACGGUGCCGUCGGCGUCUACCAAGAUAAAAGUGCCGGCCCCUCAGCCCGUAGUGAAGAAAGAAAAACGGCAGAGUUCCUCCCGGUUUAGCAUCAGCUAUAACAGAGAACUUCAAAAACUACCAUCUUUAAAAGAUGUUCCUCCUGCUGAUCAAGAGAAGCUUUUUAUCCAGAAGUUACGUCAGUGUUGUGUCCUCUUUGACUUUGUUUCCGAUCCGCUGAGCGACCUCAAGUGGAAGGAAGUAAAACGAGCUGCUUUAAGUGAGAUGGUGGAAUACAUCACCCACAAUCGGAAUGUGAUCACAGAGCCCAUCUACCCGGAGGUGGUCCACAUGUUUGCAGUUAACAUGUUUCGAACGUUGCCACCUUCCUCCAAUCCUACGGGAGCAGAGUUUGACCCAGAGGAGGACGAACCAACGCUCGAAGCAGCCUGGCCGCACCUACAGCUUGUUUAUGAAUUUUUCUUAAGAUUUUUAGAGUCUCCAGAUUUCCAACCUAAUAUAGCAAAGAAAUAUAUUGAUCAGAAGUUUGUAUUGCAGGUAAGGCAUAAAUUAGCUGAAACUACAAAAGCCCUGAUUUACAGAGAGAAUCUCAAGUCACUAAGUGUCUUUUUCUUCUUGAAGCUUUUAGAGCUCUUUGACAGCGAAGAUCCUCGAGAGAGAGAUUUUCUUAAAACUACCCUUCACAGAAUCUACGGGAAAUUCUUAGGCUUACGAGCUUACAUCAGAAAACAGAUAAAUAAUAUAUUUUAUAGGUUUAUUUAUGAAACAGAGCAUCACAAUGGGAUAGCAGAGUUACUGGAAAUACUGGGAAGCAUAAUCAACGGGUUUGCCUUACCCCUGAAGGAAGAGCACAAGAUUUUCUUACUGAAGGUGUUGCUGCCUUUGCACAAAGUGAAGUCUCUGAGCGUCUACCACCCCCAGCUGGCGUACUGUGUCGUGCAGUUUCUGGAGAAGGACAGCACCCUCACGGAACCAGUGGUAAUGGCACUUCUCAAGUACUGGCCAAAGACCCACAGUCCAAAAGAAGUAAUGUUCUUGAACGAGUUGGAAGAGAUUUUGGACGUGAUCGAACCCUCGGAAUUCGUCAAGAUCAUGGAGCCGCUCUUCCGGCAGCUGGCCAAGUGCGUCUCCAGCCCGCACUUCCAGGUGGCGGAGCGAGCGCUGUACUACUGGAACAACGAGUACAUCAUGAGCCUCAUCAGUGACAACGCCGCCAAGAUCCUGCCCAUCAUGUUCCCGUCCUUGUACCGCAACUCGAAGACCCACUGGAACAAGACAAUCCACGGCUUGAUAUACAACGCCCUGAAGCUCUUCAUGGAGAUGAACCAGAAACUGUUUGAUGACUGCACUCAGCAGUUUAAAGCAGAGAAACUGAAAGAGAAGCUAAAAAUGAAAGAACGAGAAGAAGCAUGGGUUAAGAUAGAAAAUCUAGCCAAAGCAAACCCCCAGUACACAGUGUAUAGUCAAGCGAGCACGGUGAGCAUCCCGGUGGCAAUGGAGACAGAUGGGCCCUUAUUUGAAGAUGUGCAGAUGCUGAGAAAGACAGUGAACGAAGAGGCUCGCCAGGCCCAGAAGGACCUGAAGAAGGACCGGGCCCUGGUGCGCCGCAAGUCCGAGCUGCCCCAGGACCUCCACACCAAGACCGCCUUGGAGGCCCACCUCAGAGUCGACGAGCUGCUGUCCCAGGACGGCCGCUAGCCGCCUGCCCGGCUGCCGGCGCGGCCCUGGGUCCAUAGAGAACUCACACUUGCGUGCCACACAGAUCAGUCACACUCAGAGUCAGAGCUUUCUCACCCGUCCUCCAGACAGUAGCCCGCCCCCCGCACGAGAGCAGGAGUUCAAACAAUGGUGACGCAGACGCAGGCAGGGCCACCACGGUGUCCCGUGGGGUCCCCGCCGUGGCAGUGUCCCAGAUUCAGCUAAGGCAAGCACCCUGGUCAUCACCCUCAGUUCUACCCAAACGGAACUGGCGAUCACUGAAAAUAAGUGGUUCUUUGAGAAUGUCAAUGUUUCUCAAAUCAAAGGAACACUUUAAAAAAGUAUUUUGUAUUUUUAAGAUUCUACAACCUUUGAAAUUGUUUCCAUGUGAUUGUUUACACCAGCAGUUUCUUCUUUCUUUUCUUCCCCGGUAUCAUUGAACUGCUUCUCUGCUGUCACUGUUCUAACGUGGACAGCGACGCAGUGAGUGUCCUCGGAGCAGGUCUGUCCCGAGGUCUCCUUCACUUUGAGUAGCGGCAGGGGCACCACGUCCGACUCCUUCCGUGUCUCUCUAAAGCCAUAUCUGCCCGUCUGUCCGCACCAGGACGCGAGCAGGAAGCUCACAGGAGAAAUUUGCCUGACAGAGAAGCUGCCUCUGUCUCCCGUGGCUAGAAUGGAAUUUUUAAAACAGUGUGUUCAUCUUGGGGUUUGCCGAAUUCUUUUUUCCGUUCUUACACAUUGUUGUCCCUUAACAAGGCUCUUGAGUUAAUAAAGUUAGAGUCUAAGAGUUCCACACUUUGUAGCAAGCUGGAAUGAGGACAUUUUGAGAAGCCAGUUCCCGGCCAAAUGCCAAGUGCAGCUGCCUUUGGGCAAAGGUAACAAAAAUCACGCCCUGCACGCCAGGCACUGGCGCGACACCGCUCGGAGCUCAGCGGGAGUGACGGCAGUGACGGCGAGGGUGGCCACAGAGGAGUCCCGUUGAGACGAGCACACGUCACACACGCCUCGAAAGGAACACCCAGAGUCUGGCUCUCGGCAGAUGCUGCUACCUGUCUCACGCCUUCCUUGCAUGUACCAAGCUUUCAUUUCGAUGGAAUAGCACGAGGAAAUAUUCUUUAAACUUAGUGCUUUGUCUGUUCUUUUUUUCUCUCAGGGUGGCCAGUAUUUUGACUUAUUUUAUCCUGCUUGAAAGCUGUUUGAGAUGUGUACUGCUGUUCUAAACAAACGACCCUGGUCUCUUUUGUCUGCAGCAUAAGAUUAUACAAGUUAACGUUAACUGUCUUGAUACACAAAGGAUAAAACGUGGCUUCUUUUAGGAUCUGUCUUCUAAUCGAGGUCUUGGCAUCCACUCAGAUGUUGUGAAAGCAGACAUCGCUUCCGCCACCACCGAGGCCCACGGACAGUGCGCGUGUCCUGUGUCUUGGAGGAAGGCCACCUGGGGGCCUCCUUGUGUGGAGCGCACUGGCCGACUGGGAGGGAGCCCGGUGCGGGUGCAGAGCCUGCUCGGUGAGCGGACUCACUUCCUGAGAAACUUGACAAGCCUCUGUCCGUUUUACCAUUAUGAAAUUUACAAUUUUCAAAAAGUCUAGAUGCCUUCUCCUUUUGAGGGAAAAAGGGUGCUUUUUACUGUAUAAAGCAGUGUCUUACGUAUUUUGAUACACCGUUGUUUGAACUUCGUCUUCGGUUGACACUCAGAUAGCCUUGGUUUCGGUGUCUGGUAUGUUUGCGAGAGAGCUUUCUGGAAGACUUUUGGCCGAGGGACAAGCAGAGGACCGCUGUUUGGGCGACGGUAAAGCUCCAGGUAUAAGAACAUCUUUCAUCUAGGUUUUAUUUCUGCUCUUUAUUGAAGACAAACAUUCACCAAAAAGGGGGAGAAAAGGUUUUGAGAGAAACUAAUUUUCUUUGACAAGAGUAUUAUUUAAUAUUUUGGCCUAUUAAAGUUUUCCUAGUUAGUAUUCAGAUUUCCUGUGCUAAUUGUUCAACUUAUAUAUUAUUAUAUAGAUACACUGUUUAUUCUGUACCAAACUGAUUCAAAAAGUACUACAUUGAAAAUAAACUGGUGACUGUUUUUCUUCAUAAAGUUCUGGUUUGGCAUCUUCACUCUUCCCAACGUACCUGUGCGUCAGAAAUGUCACUAUUCCGAGUGUCUUUUUAGUGUGGCUUUAGUAUGGCUUCCUUUUAAUAUUGUACAUACAUUGUAUCUUUGUUUUAUGGUAAUAAAUAAUAAAAUGUAGACUUCAUAUUUUGUACAAAAUGUCCUAUGUACAGAAUAAAAAAUUCAUAGAAACAGCAAAGAUAGGUAAGUGGCACAAUUAUUUUUCUUUAGAAAAUAUCUGUAACUUUAUGCUUUAGUGAAAUGUUAAGUACCUACAUAUUUUUUAACAUUUUGUAACUCAAAACUUUUGGUUUUGACAUUGUUUAUGAAGAGAGACUUCAUACACUUGCCAUUUAAUAUGCUCUUUUAUCUAAUUUUAAAAGACUCUAAAAAUGGUGUAUUAUAUGGACUGAAUAAAGGACAUGUGAGUUUUAUUGCUCAUCAUGAAACUAAAUCUG
This is a messenger RNA of Artibeus jamaicensis (Jamaican fruit-eating bat), 4510 nucleotides long. RefSeq names its product protein phosphatase 2 regulatory subunit B'gamma (gene PPP2R5C). Gene Ontology annotation, cellular component: nucleus; cytosol; protein phosphatase type 2A complex. Gene Ontology annotation, biological process: protein dephosphorylation; signal transduction. Gene Ontology annotation, molecular function: protein phosphatase activator activity. The record is from RefSeq and is a predicted model, not a curated record. Lineage: Eukaryota; Metazoa; Chordata; Mammalia; Chiroptera; Phyllostomidae. The transcript has 15 exons. Bases 140 to 1957 code for a protein of 605 amino acids.